UUCAGUUUUCGUCAUGAGCGGCGAUGAGCUCGCGCGGGUUUACCGAGGCACGCUCGCGCACUCCACCCGGCAGUCCGCACUGUGCGUGCUCGCGGACUCUGUACUGGGAGUGAACGCGCGGGGCAAGAUUGUAUUUGUUGAAGAUGGACAGAAUGUGGACAGACUGUCUCAGGACUGGGGGUUUGAACCCUCAGACGUGGAACAGCUCGGAACUUAUGAGUUUUUGAUGCCGGGGAUGGUGGACACCCACAUUCACGCCCCACAGUACCUUUACUCAGGGACCCACCUGGACCUGCCGCUCUUGGACUGGCUCAGCACGUACACGUUCCCUGUCGAGUCGCGCUACGAGGACCUGGAAUUCGCCGAGGACGUGUACAACAAAGUAGUGAAAAGAACUCUAUGCAACGGCACCACGACCGCCUGCUACUUCGCCACCAUACACACGGACGCCUCGCUCCUGCUCGGACAGAUUGCAGAUCACUUUGGGCAGAGGGCUUUUGUAGGGAAGGUCUGCAUGGACCUCAACAGCAUGGUGCCGCACUAUAAAGAACAAGCGCAGGAAAGCCAGGAGGAGACGCUCCGCUUCAUCCAUGAACUUCUCGAGCGAAAGUACGCUCACGUGAAGCCGGUAGUGACCCCCAGGUUUGCCGUGUCUUGUUCCUCGUCUCUCCUCAGCAGCCUGGGAAAGAUCAGCAAGAAUUAUGAUCUCCGCAUUCAGAGCCACAUCAGUGAAAACAAAAGCGAGGUCGAGCUGGUGAAGAAGCUCUUUCCGAACUGCGCGUCGUACACGGACGUCUAUUUGAAACACGACCUGCUGACACACAAGACGGUGAUGGCUCAUGGGUGCUACCUGUCGGACGAGGAGCUGAAGAUCUUCCGCGAGAAAGGAGCGGCGAUAUCGCACUGCCCCAACAGCAACAUCUCCUUGAUCAGUGGCAUGCUUAACGUGAGGAACGUCCUAAACCACAAGGUCAAACUGGGAUUGGGCACAGAUGUAGCCGGCGGCUACUCCACAUCCAUGCUAGAUGCCAUUCGCAGAGCCAUGGACACGUCCAAGGCCCUGAGCAUGCAGGACCCUCAUCUACAGCCUCUCACCUUCAAAGAAGCCUUCCGUCUGGCCACACUCGGGGGCAGUGAAGCACUCAUGCUGGACGACUGUAUAGGAAACUUUGAGGUGGGGAAGGACUUUGAUGCUCUGCGAGUGAACCUGUGUGUUCCUGGAAGCCCCGUCGAUGUGUUUCCUGGAGACGGCCCCGAGGUUAUUCUGGAGAAAUUUCUCAAUCUGGGUGAUGAUCGGAACAUCGUUGAAGUCUACGUGGCUGGGAGGCGAGUGGUGCCUUUUCAUGAACCCUAGUCAGUUCAUCUGGUUUUACGAAGUCCGGUUAACCGGGAGUUAAUGGUGCUGCACAGAAGAGAGCACUUUAUUAGAACAGUGCCAUGAAAAAGUAUUUACCCCCCUUUCUGAUUUCUUCAGUGUUUGUAUAAUUGUUACAAUUAGGUUCAGAUCGUCAAACCAAAAAAAACCCAUUUAUUAUUAUUUAAUUAAUCCAAUUAAGCACAUUCAAUAGAUGACCAGGUUUAGGUUCAGACCAGACAGACUCAGACUUGAUUACUGCAGCCAUGUUCAAUCUGAACAUCACUGCAGGACCAGCAUGCUUUGCCUACCUCAAAUAACCAGUGUUUAUGACUCCACUGUUAGAGAGAAUAAGAAUGGUGUAUGAUAGGGGCAUCCAGUGGAGAACGAAUAGGAACAUAAAGGCUCGUCUUAUGUUUGCCAAAAAACAUCCUGAUGACCUUUCAAGCCUUUUGGAAUAUACGUAGAUUGUGGACUGGGGGUGGAAUUCUUUUUGAAAGACAUGGGUCCUGUUGCAUCUGGCAUAACGUUAACACAGCCUUCCACAACGAGAACAUGAGAACAUGAGUGUGAUGGUGUGGGGAUGGCUAUUGUUCGGUCACUGACCUUUUUCCCCUAAUAAAUAAAACUAAUAUGGAAUCGAGGAAAUCAAAGGGGGUCAUAUACUUUUUUAUGAUACUGUGUCAUAAGAUGUAUGUUGAAAUUUUAAUAUCUAUAUUUUAGAUAUUUUAAUAAAAUUAACAUUUUACAAUUUUCACCUUGGUAGCAUCUCGCCUUCAUUUGAGACCAACCAUUGUUGGUACAGGGUGUAGAUGUUUAGUUAGGAGAGUUUCGAUGGAUCAUGAGAUUAAACCACAUUAACUGACCACAAAUAUGUUUUGUGUAUCUGUUUACCCAGAGUCAGUAAUUCAGGAGUGUAUUUGCAUUUUCAUUGGGUUCAUUUUAUAUAAUGAGUCGUCAUCCAGGGUUGGUCGGGCGUCUACAAACAAACACGAUUGUCUAUGCUUGGCCGGGGGGCGGAUGGUCAAGGCUCUGUGAAGGAUUGCCGUCCGGUCUGAGAUGUGUUCCUGCAUUGCACCCGGUGAUUGUAGGAAAGCUGGACCCACAGUGACCCUGACCAGAAUAAAGCGGUGGUAAAACAUAGAAAUGAAAUAAAAAAUUAAAUAAGCUG
This is a messenger RNA of Trichomycterus rosablanca, 2525 nucleotides long. It is a transcript of the gene gda, whose product is annotated as guanine deaminase. Gene Ontology annotation, cellular component: cytosol. Gene Ontology annotation, molecular function: zinc ion binding; guanine deaminase activity. The coding region runs from base 14 to 1354 and encodes 446 amino acids. Lineage: Eukaryota; Metazoa; Chordata; Actinopteri; Siluriformes; Trichomycteridae. Gene Ontology annotation, biological process: guanine catabolic process. The transcript has 14 exons. The record is from RefSeq and is a predicted model, not a curated record.